AUGCACGUCAAAGGCGAACCAAAUUCCCAAGCCUCGUGCUCCUCCCCGCCCUCGUCCUCGUCCCCUAUCUUCCUCCUCACACUCCCAGAGUACGAGAUCCAAAUCCAUCCCCGCCAGCCGACAUGCCAUACCUGCAAAGAAGUCGCCAUCCGAUUGGUGACCAGCUCGCUGAACAGCAACAACGCCGGCCGACCCUACUACAUCUGCCCCUCGUGCCCGUGGGAGGACCGAUGGGUGUGCUGGGCGGAUACCAAGGGCAUGGCCGCGUGGAACCCGCCUUGCGACUGUGAGCAGCCCUCCAGGCUGGACAUAAUUGGCCAGACCAAGGGGGAGAAGGCUGGAAGGGCAUUUUGGACGUGUGUGACGGGGAGGUGCGGAUACUACUCGGAGAACGAGGAUGGCACGCCCGGGGUGAGUUUCGACGGGGGCUUCUAUCCAUACUAG
Molecule: messenger RNA, 444 nt
Organism: Diaporthe citri
Lineage: Eukaryota; Fungi; Ascomycota; Sordariomycetes; Diaporthales; Diaporthaceae
Exons: 1
Coding region: 1-444 (147 amino acids)
Source: RefSeq, a predicted model, not a curated record